Microthlaspi erraticum is the source of this 1488-nucleotide messenger RNA. The record is from the annotation of a GenBank genome assembly. NCBI's taxonomy places the organism in Eukaryota, Viridiplantae, Streptophyta, Magnoliopsida, Brassicales, Brassicaceae.
AUGGGAUGCAUUUGCUUCAAGUCGUGGCGGCGACAAUCUCCACCGUCCAUUACAUCAACGGCCAUGGAUGAUCUAGACAAGGACACAGACGAUGACAACGACAGACAUUAUCCGCUGAUUUUCCGGGAGUUCAGCUUCGAGCAGCUGAGAAUCGCCACCGAUGGUUUCUCAGCCGGAAACAUCGUGUCGGAGCACAACGAUUGGGUACCAAACAUCGUCUACAAGGGAAAACUCGGCGAUGGUCGUCGGAUCGCGGUCAAACGGUUUCAGAGACUUUCAUGGCCUGAUCCUUUCGAGUUUAUCAAAGAAGCGCAGGCUGUUGGGAGACUGAGGAGUGAACAAAUGGCGAAUUUGAUCGGUUGUUGUUCUGAUGAAAACGAGAGGUUGCUUGUUGCUGAGUAUAUGCCUAAUGGAACUUUAGCAAAGCAUCUCUUUCACUGGGAAAAAAGACCAAUGAAAUGGGAAAUGAGGUUAAAAGUUGCGCUUCAUGCCGCAAGAGCUUUAGAAUAUUGUGAUGACAAGGGAUUUGACUUGUACCAUGAUCUUAAUCCCUACCGAAUAUUGUUUGAUAAGAUGGGGAACCCUAAGCUUUCUUGCUUUGGACUCAUGAAGAAUAGCCAAGAAGGGAAGAAUCAUAGUACCAAUUUAGCAUUUGCUCCUCCUGAAUAUUUGCGCCUUGGUACUCUGUUACCGGAGAGUGUCACAUUUAGUUUUGGGACCUUGUUGUUGGAUCUUAUGAGCGGCAGACAUAUUCCUCCAAACCAUGCGCUUGAUUUGUUUCAAGGGAAAAACUAUUUGGUGCUAAUGGAUUCAGCUCUGGAUGGUCAGUUCUCUGACGAGGACAGGACAGAGCUAAUUUACAUAGCUUCUCGAUGUUUGAAGACUGAACCUGAAGAGAGGCCAAGUAUGAAGUUUCUUAUGGCAACUCUUUCUAGACUUCAGAAACGAGCCGAGUUAUGGCCUAUCAAUGUCAAAAGACUCAUCCCUUCUCCAUCAAACAAUCUGCCUGAAAAGACUAAACAUGGAACAGAGCCACUUAAGUUGACUCCUUUUGGAGAUGCGUGUUUGAGAGCAGAUAUAUUUACCAUACACGAACUACUGGAGAAACUCGGGUAUGGAGAAGAUGAUGGAGUCUCAAAUGAGUUCUCAUUCCAAAUGUGGGCAGGCGAAAUGCAAGAGAAUAUGGACUACCAGAAGCAUGGAGAUACCGCCUUUCGUGCUAAAGAUUUUGAGACCUCCAUUGAAUUCUACACAGAGUUCCUGAAUGGAGCUCCUAGUGUGUCACCAACGGUAUUAGCAAGAAGGUGUCUUUGUUACUUGAUGAGUGAAAUGUUUAGUGAGGCUCUAAGCGACGCGAUGCAAGCGCAAGUAGCUUCACCGGAAUGGCCAAUCGCUCUUUACUUACAAGCGGCUUGUCUCUUCAAGCUCGAGAUGGAAGCUGAAGCUAAAGAAGCACUUAGACAUGGUUCUGCUCUUGAGGCUUAUUAG